UCUAGUGAAUUCGAAUGUAUUGUUUGCAGGAUUUUGGACGCUCUUUGCUUCUGGCUUAGGAGUUUUGAUUGCUCCUGUGUUUAUUUGUCAGGGGAGUAUAUCGAUAUAGUUGAAUUUUCUAAUUGCAGUGUUAAUUUUGCGUUCUUCUUCAUAUUUGUUAUUUUCUUCGAGUCGGUCGCGUUCCAAUCGCGUCAUACUUCCUUUAUUGUUUAUUUCCUGUUCCUUUUGUUAUUGUUGUGCAUUCAUUCAAAGAAUGUCUUAUCCGACGUUUUUGAUUGAAAAAAAGGACUUAGAGGGUGGUCUUGUCCACCCGAAGGGUACUCUCCUGUUGAAACUAUCUGGCAAUAACGCCAUGAAAUCUUCUAUUGGGAGCCUUUUAGAGGCUCUCAAGUUGUCAGCUGCUGAAGUAACAGCAUUAUAUAGGUUCGAAAACCCUUAUACAUGGUUUUUGGUACCAACAACUGCGAAAGUAAGAGACAGACUUGUUGGUAAGUCUUUCGGUAGUGAGACUUCCUUCAAGGUUGAGAUCUUCCCAAUAGAGGAAGAAAGGGUGAAAAUUACCCUACAUUGGGUAUCGCCUUCAAUUGCGAAAACCAAGAUCGUUGAAAUCAUAGAAACAUUUGCAGAGCAAGGAUCCAAGGUGGAGGUGACGAAAAUAGGUGCUUCGGACAAGUGGGUUUCCUUCAUCAAAGCAAAAAAAGAUGCACCCAUCCCACACUACAUCCAGCUACGGUAUGAAGGGGACCCAAAAAUUUAUAAAGUUCUAGUCACCAUACCAGGUCGUAGGCAACAAUGCUUACAUUGUGGACUGGACCAGCAUUGGUCAAAUCAGUGCCCCACCCGGAAGGCCGGCCCGGCUCGAACUGUGCCUCCCAAGGAGAAACCAGGCCCUCUGAGCUAUGCACAGGCGGUCAAAGAAGGUAAUCCCAAGGAGAAGGAAAUCGAAAAAUGGUUGCAGAAGGAUGGCUUCACGAUAGUAGAGAAGGGAAAAAAAGGAGUCUUCAAAGUGUCGCCAAAGAAGAUAUCUAAAGUGUCGGAUGUCGCGGCUUCAUCUAUGAUGGCGGAUGCAGCUACUUCAUCGGUUGUUGCCAGUACACCAGAGAUAGCUGUUGAUGCGGAGGUUGAAACCCCCCAGAGUGUCGAAGACUUCAAACUAAAAAAGCGGUUCCGCUCUAAAGAGCAUGUUAGGUCCGCUCCUGGGUCUCCGACAAAAUUGAAAAGGAAGAGAUGCUUAUCUGUCUCCUCGUGUGAGGAUCUUUUCGCGAGCCCGCGUAUUAUAAGAGAAGUUGUAAGCCCUCCUAACACGAGUCUUGAUGUUAGUGCAUUGGACAUUCCUGAGACUCCACCCACAUUGGUUAUAGAUGAGGGGGGAACACCCAUAAUUAACACAGCAUUAAGCAUACUUAGACCUAUGGUGAGAAAGCAUCAAGACUGGUUAGAUGAAAACAGUACUGAGAUCAGAAAAUUAUUAGAUGAAAAGCACAAGCUCCAUAAAUUGUAUCUGAACAACACAAACCCCCAGUCCAGUAAAGACGCAUUCACUAACAUCCGCAAAAAUGUGCAAAAACACUCGCUAGCGGAAAAGCCCCAGGAGCUGACUUCAUUCCUGCAGAGGUCUACAAAAAGGUGGACCUAG
This is a messenger RNA of Biomphalaria glabrata, 1636 nucleotides long. RefSeq lists its product as uncharacterized. The transcript is spliced from 3 exons. The record is from RefSeq and is a predicted model, not a curated record. Lineage: Eukaryota; Metazoa; Mollusca; Gastropoda; Planorbidae. The coding region runs from base 254 to 1636 and encodes 460 amino acids.